AUGAGUUUCAAUUUCUACUCGGGGCUCAGUACUGGCCGAUCGUUGUAUCUAUACUGGGGCAGUACUGGCUCACGACGGCUGGGCCAGUACUAUGUUCCAGUAUUGGACCCAAGUUAUCAUCCGAUACUUAGCCAGUACUGCGCCAGUAGUAUUUCCAAUACUGCACCAUUACCUGAACUGCGACAACCAAUACUGGCCCAGCACUGGGCCGAUUGUAAAACCCUGUAUGGAGUGCCGAGGGUGUGGACAAGGUCGACAGCCAUCGUCGCUAACACUGACGAUCACGACCGACCCGGGCAGCAUUGGGUCGCCUUCCACGUCGGCGAGGACGAUUGCUUCUGCGGCUUCGACGAAACUCCACCACACAUUGAUGGAAUACAACGGAACUUCAGGGAACGCUUUCUCAAACAUGCAGACAAUACUGCUGUGUAUUUUUAUAUUUUAUGUGCAGCGGUUAUAAUCUUUGUGGGUUUCUUAAUCAGUUUACCGAUGAUUAUGAACGCAACGAUUGUCGGAUUGUAA
This is a messenger RNA of Wasmannia auropunctata (little fire ant), 522 nucleotides long. RefSeq lists its product as uncharacterized. NCBI's taxonomy places the organism in Eukaryota, Metazoa, Arthropoda, Insecta, Hymenoptera, Formicidae. The transcript has 3 exons. The coding region runs from base 1 to 522 and encodes 173 amino acids. The record is from RefSeq and is a predicted model, not a curated record.